Trichoplusia ni (cabbage looper) is the source of this 4873-nucleotide messenger RNA. Its product is annotated as nitric oxide synthase-like protein. The record is from RefSeq and is a predicted model, not a curated record. Lineage: Eukaryota; Metazoa; Arthropoda; Insecta; Lepidoptera; Noctuidae. Gene Ontology annotation, biological process: nitric oxide biosynthetic process. Gene Ontology annotation, molecular function: calmodulin binding; FMN binding; nitric-oxide synthase activity.
AAUGGGUGGGGAUUAGUCUGAAGCCUAAUCCGAUAGGCUGUUGCCGUUUUACAAUCCAUAAGACAUGUCAUCAUGUAGUCGUCUAAUUGAAUUUCUAAUUAGUAAUAUCAGUUCAGAGUUUGAGUGAAUAAUGAUACUUUCAUUCGAAAGUGACAAAUAACUUGGAAAAUGGACUAAGUGACAAAACUAAGUGAUAUAAUAAUAUAUCGAUGUGUAAAAACCUGUGUGUAAUUUGCAAUUUCAAUAUCUAAAAUACUUAAAAAAUACGUUAUGACUAAUCUUAUGUCUCCCUAAAACCAAUAAAUGAAAAAAAUAUUACUAACUAAUAAAAAAUAAAAACGAAAUUCAAAUCGUAUUUUUCGAACAAAGUCACAGAACCCCACUAACUGAAAGCAUCUCAUAUCGCUCUAAGCUUUCCAAGUACCGUCAAUACAUAAGCUAGGACAUGACACAAGUAAAUAUACGAAACAUGUCACUCAGAUAAAACUGUUAUAAAUACAACAGCGACACCUACAGAACGAUUAGUGCCGUCGCGUUUCGCGGGCGCCUCAUCUUACAACUAUUAAUUUAUGUUACUUUCCUCCACUCCACAUAUAUCUUUUAGUCAUUGUAGAGUGCAUUUAAAGUAUUGAGUAAGUCUUCUUUUCACAAUGGCACCGGGUGUCGCUCAAAAUUCCGACGCAAUUAUCGCCGAGUUGCCCGUAAAAAAUGGAGGGAUUGAUGUGUUGGUCGAACCUAUGAAACAGUGCCCAGUGGAACGGGUUCUGCCGAAGAUUGAGAUCAAUAAGCCUGUCCGAAGGGUCAUCAGGCCAAAAGUGUUGAAGAAUCUUGAAAGCCGGGAGUAUCUUUAUGACCGCUUGUAUGAUACCACCUGUCCAAGAUCGUCUACACUAUGCAACGAGAAGGCGUGCCUUGGCAGUGUGAUGGCCCUCCCUGGCCGCGGUGAGGUGCCAAGAGAGCCAGAGGAGGUCCUCAACGAUGCUAAUGACUUCCUCGGACAAUACUUUGCGUCUAUACGCAGAGCCAACACACCGGCUCAUGAGGCACGUUGGAAGGCAGUGCAGGAGGAGGUGGCGAAGACUGGUACGUACCAGCUGACGACCACCGAGCUGGUCUUUGGAGCGAAGCUUGCGUGGAGGAACGCCAGCAGGUGCAUCGGAAGGAUACAGUGGUCUAAGUUGCAGGUAUUCGAUUGCCGGCAAGUGACGACGACAAGCGGUAUGUUCGAAGCGCUCUGCAACCACAUCAAAUAUAGCACCAACAAAGGGAAUAUUAGGUCUGCAAUGACGGUAUUCCCUCAGCGCACGGACGCUAAGCAUGACUACAGGAUAUGGAACAGCCAGCUCAUCAGCUACGCCGGCUACCGCCAGCCCGACGGCACCGUGCUCGGGGACCCCAUGCACUGCGAGUUUACUGAGCUGUGUCUUAAACUGGGUUGGAAGCCUCCCCGGACUGCGUGGGACAUCCUGCCGCUCGUGCUCUCGGCUAAUGGGAAGGACCCGGACUACUUCGACAUCCCUCGGGAACUCAUCAUGGAGAUAAAUAUGACCCAUCCUACAUACGAAUGGUUUGAAGAGCUGAACCUCCGCUGGUACGCGUUACCAGCGGUCGCGAACAUGCGUUUCGAUUGCGGCGGGAUCGAGUUCACCGCGAACGCCUUCAACGGCUGGUACAUGAGCACCGAGAUUGGGUGCAGGAACUUCUGCGAUACCAACAGGCUUAAUAUGUUGGAGAAAGUGGCUCAACGAAUGGGUUUGGAUACAAGAACUCCUGUGAAUCUGUGGAAGGAUAAAGCUCUGGUGGAAUGCAACGUGGCCGUGCUGCACAGCUUCCAACAACAUAAUGCAACUAUAGUGGACCAUCACACCGCGUCCGAGAGCUUCAUCAAACAUCUCGACAAUGAGAACCGGUUGAGGUCGGGAUGCCCAUCUGACUGGAUCUGGAUCGUGCCGCCAAUGUCGUCUUCGAUAACACCAGUGUUCCACCAAGAGAUGGCGCUGUACUAUUUGAAGCCAUCCUACGAAUAUCAGGAACCAGCAUGGAAGACUCAUCAAUGGCAGAAAUCUAAGCCAAUUACAGGCAAGAGACCAAUUAAUAGGAAAUUCCACUUCAAACAAAUUGCUCGAGCUGUGAAGUUCACAUCAAAACUGUUUGGACGUGCCCUGUCCAAAAGAAUCAAGGCAACCGUUCUGUAUGCAACGGAGACAGGCAAAUCUGAACAGUUUGCUAAGGAACUAGGAGUUAUUUUCGGGCAUGCUUUCAACGCCCAGGUAAGAUCACUAAAAAAGUACAACUGCAUGGCUGAUUAUGACAUAACGUCGAUUGAGCAUGAAGCCUUGCUGUUGGUCGUCACAUCCACUUUUGGAAAUGGCGAUCCACCUGAAAAUGGAGUUGCUUUUGGAGAGCACCUUUGCGAGCCUUAUGCUGAUCAGGAAGAAAGCUCCGGGAAUCAAAUGCUGACACCCAAAUCUUUUAUUAAAGCAAACAGCCAAAUUGAACUGCAAAGAUACGCAGCUGGUAACCCUAAAAAACUGAGCCGAUUAGAAUCAUUGAAAGGAAGCACGACAGAUGCCACAUCUAUUGACAGUUUUGGUCCAUUAAGCAACGUUCGUUUCGCGGUGUUCGCUUUAGGCUCGAGCGCGUAUCCAAAUUUCUGUAACUUUGGCAAAUACGUGGACAAGUUGCUUGGUGACCUCGGAGGGGAACGAAUCCAUGACCUUGCGACCGGUGACGAAAUGUGCGGACAAGACCAGGCCUUCCGGAAAUGGGCCUCUGGCGUUUUCAACGUAUCUUGCGAAACGUUCUGUUUGGAUGACGACGAAACAUUGCAAGAAGCUAAAAGAGCACUGGGUACUGUAGCUCUAAGUGAGGAAACUGUACGGUUUGCCAGACCUGAUAUUCGCGCUCCUACUUUGCAAGGCGCUCUACAAUCAGCACUGAACAAAAAGUUUGUGCACUGUGUUGUUAGAGCAAAUAAAGACUUAGGUGAUGAUUCUGCUGAAAGAUCUACCAUAUUCUUGGAUAUGGAACCAAAGGAAGAAAUUAAAUAUGAUCCAGGAGAUCAUGUAGGAAUAAUUGCGUGCAAUCGCAAGGAAUUGGUUGAUAGCAUACUAGUUAGACUGAAGGAUGUUGAUGAUUAUGAUGAACCACAGCAACUGCAACUUAUGAAGGAAACCCAUACAUCAAGCGGUCCUGUCAAGUCUUGGGAGAAACACGAGAGGCUUCCAGUUGUGAGUGUCCGUGAACUGUUCACAAGGUUUUUGGACAUCACCACACCACCAACAACGAUUCUUCUGCAAUAUUUAGCUACCACUUGUGAAAAUGAAGAAGAGAGCAAACAAUUGAAUAUUCUUGCUACAGAUCCGGGUGCUUACGAAGAUUGGCGUCAUUUCAAUUUCCCGACUGUAUCUGAAGUGUUAGAUCAAUUCCCUUCAGCCAGACCAAGUGCGUCACUACUAGCUGCACUUUUGUCUCCUUUGCAACCAAGAUUUUACUCCAUUUCCUCGUCUCCGAUAGCUCACCCGAAACGUCUGCAUUUGACUGUCGCCGUAGUUACUUACAGGACUCAAGAUGGCGAAGGACCUGUCCAUUAUGGCGUUUGCUCGAAUUAUCUCAUGGACCGCAAGCCCGGCGAUGAGGUGUACCUGUUUAUUCGCAGCGCUCCAAACUUCCAUCUGCCUCAGGACCUAUCAGUUCCAUUGAUACUUAUAGGCCCCGGAACUGGCAUUGCUCCAUUCCGUGGUUUUUGGCAUCAUCGCAGAGCUCAGCUGAACAACUCUCGUAAUCGUCAAAGCGCUGGUCCAGUCUGGCUGUUCUUCGGAUGUCGAACCAAUAAUAUGGACUUGUAUCGCGAGGAAAAGCAACAGGCUCUUAAGGAAGGGGUUCUCUCCAAAGUUUUCCUUGCUUUGUCUAGGGAGAAGAAUAUUCCUAAAAUGUACGUCCAAGAGCUGGCAGAAAAAGAAGGUCCCGAAAUACAUGACUUGCUGAUAAAUCGAGGAGCUCAUUUCUACGUGUGCGGUGAUUGUAAGAUGGCUGAAGAUGUCCAUCAGAAGCUAAAGGGGAUCAUAAAGAAACAUGGCAACAUGACUGAUGACCAAGUACAGAGCUUCAUGUUUAUGCUCAAGGAGGAGAAUCGUUACCACGAAGACAUCUUCGGUAUAACUCUGCGCACGGCGGAGGUGCACUCGGCGUCGCGGGAGUCGGCGCGCCGCAACCGCGUCGCCGCGCUGCCAUGACGCCGGUCCUCACGCUACCAUCCCAACUCCCUCACGUAGCUCAUCUACCAACCCUGCAUACUAAAUGAUUGGACUACAGAACGGGAAAACACCGUUCCAAAUAACGCCAUCAUCGAUCUCAAUUUUAUAAGCUUCAAAAUUACGUGUUUCCUUAGCAUCGUCGACUUACGUUGCCUGAUCUAAUUAAGGUGAGUCAAUUAGAAUAUUUUCGCUUGGUAAGAAUUUGUUUGUGCCAUUAAGCUACAGGGGUUGUGCGUGAUAACGGUCUUGAAUUUAUUGUACAUAGUCUUCACUUCCAGAGUUACAUUCCAUUUCAGUAUUAUUAUUUUUGGAUGCUCACGUCUCGAGGCUGCUGAAAUGUUUAUAAAUAUUUAUAUUGUUAUUUUAUAUGAAUUCCAAGCAGGGUGAUUUUAUAUUUCAUAACGCACAAAAGGCAUUUCCGUAUUUUACGUUACCCUCUAAAAGCUUACCAGUUCUUAUAAUUAUUGGAAAAUAAUAUUAUAAUGAUUGACUUUAAAAUAUUUCAGUAUAAUGAGAAUUUACCUAUUACAUAGUAUCUAGAUGUAAUUUUAUUCCAUUUAAUAUUGAUAUAUUAUAUAAAUCUAUAAUGACUUUCAUUGACGUCAUAAAAUAAAAUA